AUGAAUCUCCCAAGCCAUAAUGAUAUAAAUGCCUUUAUCUUCUGGAGUCAGCGCAAUGUGGAAGGGGUCUUGGCUGCCGCAAAGUGGGAGGUGGAAAAUAUUGGCUACAUCCUCAAGUGUGGGAGCAAACUCUCACCAUGUGCAGAUAAAGGUGUGUGUCUCGGUGCUCUAUCGCCUAACCACGUGCCGGAGCAUCUUGGCUUCAAUAUGAAUGUCUCAAGCUUUAGAAAUAAAGAUGGCAUUCAGCACCCCUGCCCAACUCAGAAUGUCACAAAUGGUGGGGUUCCUUAA
Messenger RNA from Prunus armeniaca (apricot), 291 nucleotides. NCBI's taxonomy places the organism in Eukaryota, Viridiplantae, Streptophyta, Magnoliopsida, Rosales, Rosaceae. The record is from the annotation of a GenBank genome assembly.